Messenger RNA from Cloeon dipterum, 1991 nucleotides. Its product is annotated as transmembrane protease serine 9-like. The transcript is spliced from 10 exons. Gene Ontology annotation, biological process: proteolysis. The record is from RefSeq and is a predicted model, not a curated record. The coding region runs from base 95 to 1897 and encodes 600 amino acids. Gene Ontology annotation, molecular function: serine-type endopeptidase activity. NCBI's taxonomy places the organism in Eukaryota, Metazoa, Arthropoda, Insecta, Ephemeroptera, Baetidae.
UUUUAUAUAGGGGCAGUUUGUUGACUCUCGGUUCCCGAGUGCAGUCAGUCGUUAGUACAAACCUGAGCUGCGGACCGUGCAGGCUCAUGCAGACAUGGCCGGUCGUUUGUUGCUCAUUCUCUUUGGCACCAGUUCGAUCCUAAUUUUUGUGAGAGCAGCAAUCCUAGAUUUUGAUCUCUUGCUUGACCACCCUGAAGAUAGUAGUUUAGAUUAUGCGUUAGUAAGCGCAGACAAUCGAAGCAGAGACGGGAAAAGGACGCCCUACGGUGGACACGGAAGCUAUGGUAGCUACGGAGGAGGGUAUCAAAGGUAUCGGCCGUACUAUCCGCGUCCGCACUACACGACAGAGUCGCCGACGCCGCCACCACCACCCUUGGAGUGCGGCACUGGACCCUUUGACGGAGGUGCACCACUCACCUGCAUGCUCAGGACGGAGUGUAUUGCUCAGGGUGGCAGACUCGGCGAGCCGUGCGGAAAAGGUUUCAGCCGAGGAUUUUGCUGCCAAUACCCGAACGUCAUUCCCUGCGGACAGACAACCUCUUUGGUCCACUCCAUCAUACGCAACCCUGACUACCCUGACUCGACUUCUAACCCCAUCGUUUGUGUCGUUGGGAUAGUCCCCAGACCGGAGGCAUGUGGCAUUAGGAUCGAGUUUAUGGAUGCAAAAAUGGGGCCGACAAGAGAUGGCUAUUGCUACCAAGACAUGCUGACGGUCGCGGGUGGCGGAUCAGUCGAGUCCAACGGUUUCAAUACUCAAAUCUGCGGUUUGGCCAAGGGAUACGCAACUAUGAUUCCGGUGAACCAAACGAGUGACAUGGUCCAGAUCGUCAUUUUCGGCCAGAGCAGGGAUAUUAUGUGGAACAUAAACGUCACUCAAGUGCACUGCGGAUCACUUUAUCUUCCAUUCAACGAUCUGUGCGGCGUGCGAAAUAGUCCCGUCGCCCACAACGCAAGGAGUUUGAAAACUUUCCCGAGCACACCGCGAAAUAUGUCUGCUAAGGUGAUCACAGAAAAGGCCGAGCCUACUCCGGUAGUGGUGGAAAAGGUCAAACCAGCACCUAAGUUGGCGGCCAAGGGCGUCGAGGAUAGGUGGAGCAAUACCACCAUCGCCGAAGCCAAAAUCCUCGGGGGAGCAGCGGUCGGUGGCAUCCAAUAUCCGUGGAUGGCGGCAAUUUUCUAUGACGGAAGCCACAUUUGCAGCGGGACUAUAAUUGCCAGGCAGUGGGUGAUGACGGCGGCCCACUGCGUCACCUUUUACGCUGCGGACAACCUUUUCCCGGUCAAACGGAUCCGCGUUUGGUUGGGUGCCUACGACCUCACCCUGACGCCGCGUCAAGAAAUCAGGAGAGUUAUCAGGAGAGUGGACCGCGCGUACAUCCAUAACGAGUUCGAGGGCAACAAUUACGACGUGGCCAUCCUAAAGCUCAACGAGACCCUGAUUUACAACGCGGCGAUUAGGCCAGUCUGUUUCCCUGAAGACAUAGAUCAAACUUACGCUACUUGGACUGGCAUCAUCGCCGGCUGGGGCACGAAUGGCGGCGCCGCCAAGAGCAACGUCCUAUUGGCGGGCAACGUGCCCAUCUGGCGAAACACGGCUUGCGUGACCGCAUGGAGUGCUCAGAGUGUGGAAAUAAAGGACAGUAUGAUCUGCGCGGGCGACGGCUCGGUGGCCCAGUGCACGGGUGACAGUGGCGGGCCCUUGAUUGCGGCCGAUGAGGAUGGUUUGUACUCAUUCCUCGGCAUCUCAUCCUUUUCGGCGCCGCCCGCCUGCGGAAACCCUGACUUCCCCGACGUUUACAUGCGCACCAGCAGCUUCCUCAGCUGGAUCGCCCUCGUGCUGGCCCUGCCUGCGCCCCCCGACGAGUUCGAAAGCCCCUACGGACCCUACGAUCCCUGAGUUUUCUUUCGAAAUUGGGGAAAUUGGAAUCUUUUAGAAUUCAUUCGUAUUUAUUGAAUAAAAAUGUUUCACAACUCCACGUUUCAAAAUCAAA